CAUAUGCACACACACACACACACACACACACAUACACACACAUACACACUAAAAACACAUGUGAAAGGGAAAUUAUUAAUAUUUUAAUCCUGUCUUUAUUUUAAUUGUCAUCUCCUUUUUUGAGACUAGACUAUGAAAACCAAGUUGGCCUACAACUUGAGGUCCUCCAGACUCACCUCCUGAGUGCUGCUGGGAUCACAGGCCUGCACCACUGUGCCUGGAGAGCUCGUCUUUAAAGUGCUGCCAGAGGUCUAGGAGAUGGUCCGGUGGGUAAGGGUACCUCUGCGUAAGCAUAAGGACCUGAGUCUGAAUCCCUGUGUUCAAGUGAAAAUCUGGGCAUAGCUGCCCCAGUCCAGCCCAAACACCAAAUGUUUCUUUCAGUUCUCUCAAAGGCCCUGUCUGGAGGUAACGAUGCUGAGGGUAGAAGCUGUCCAAGCUCUUGCUUGGGUCUCUACAUACAUGCAUGGGUGCGCAUACCUGCCCAUCCCCUCACAAACACACCUCAUGCCAGGUACUUCCCUAUCACACACCACACACAUAAUCCCACAUGCAUGUAGCACACAUGCACCCCCCUAAUUCCACAUUUGUGUAGCACACAGGCACACAUAUACUGUACAUGAAGUCUGUUACUUCACUGUGGUUUGUCAUUUUUUGAGUCUUAUGUGAACAAAUAUUUGUAUUGAAAAUUAAUUUUCUUUCCCCCCACAAAGUCUGAUUUUCUUGGAGGCUUGAAAGAGGACUUUUAUUAACUAGGUUAAAUGACAGACUUGACUAUAAACUACAAUGAAGCCAGGUGUGGUGUUACAGACCUUUAAUCCCAGCUCUGAGGAGGCAGAGGCAGGAGGGUCUCUGAGUUCCUGGCCAGACUGGUCUACAAAUCAAAUUUCUGUAUUCCUAACCCUAACAGUAAAAGGAGUAUUUUACUAAGAAAUACUGCAUUGGUAAAGGGCACUUUGAAUUUUUUUUCUAUUUUCUCUAUCCCUUCUCAGAACAUUGGACUAAUGAAGUUCCUCUAGGGGCAAGAAGAGCAGUCAUUUACUAAAUCUUGAAAACAUCUUUUAAUAUGUUUCCUAGAAACUAAGGUGGUUCAGCCUGGUGAGUGUCCAUUGCUUUCUUUUUGAAAGAACUUAAAAAGGAACAAUUAGGUGCAUGCUGAUAAAUUAUUAAAAUAAUUUAUCAGGGGCUAAGGGGCCAAUGAAGACAGAUCAAUGAGGUGCUUGCUGUACAAAGAUGAGGACCUGUUGCAGGAUAAGUGACGCUUGUUAUUAAACCUGAUGAUUUGAGUUUAAUCCCUGGAACCCAUAUGGUAGAAAGAGAGAACUGCUUCCUGUAGGAGGCCUCUUAUCUCCACACAUGUGCUGUGGCACGUGUGCACAUGCACACAGACACAGAAAUCAAUACAGGUAAAGUGAUUUUGAGACUAGAACCCUUUUAGAGAACAAGGCCUCAUUAUGUAGCCCAGGUGGCCCUGGAAUUCACAGAACUAACAUUAGGAAUGCAAACAGUAAGUUAUGGGAAGGUCUUCAAGUCCUCUGCAUUUACACACUGAACAAACCUCCCAGUGCUCACAUCUGUGGGGGAUGGGGGGAGGCACAGAACGGUGAAAUUGAUGCACAGGAGGUCAAGAUAUAGGACUUGAGUAACAGCCAGAGGUUGAUCUCUGACACACACACACACACACACACACACACACACACACACACACACACACACGGGCACCACAUAUCUACAAAUAAAAAGGGGAGAGGGUACUCUAGAGAUGGCUCAGAGGCCCAAAGCAUCUGCUGCUCUUUCUUUUUUUUUUUCCGGAGCUGGGGAUCCAACCCAGGGCCUUGUGCUUGCUAGGCAAGCGCUCUACCACUGAGCUAAAUCUCCAACCCCGCAUCUGCUGCUCUUGUAGAGGACCUGGGCUAGAUUUGCAGCAUCCUCGUGGUGGUUCACAACCAUCUGUAACUCCCAUGCCUCUUCUGGUCUUCUUGGCAUGAGACACACACGUAGUACACAUUUAUAUGCAGGCAAAAAAAUAAAUAGAUAAAAGAAAAUAAAUUUAAAGUAAGGAAAGAAAGAAGGGCUAGAGAGAUGAGGGCUCAGGCCUGGAUGGCAAUUCACACCCACAUGUAACUCCAGUCCUAGGAGAUUUUAUGCCUCUAUAGCCUCCAGAGGCACCUGUGCUCACGUGUGAACACGUACACUACAAUGGUUAGCAAGUUAAUCUUAACAAAAAUACAUUUCUGGUACAUUUUGUUCAUUUUCUGAGUGUGUCUCAGUAUGUCAUUCUGACCAGUGUUGUAAGUCAGUGAGGGAGAUUUAAAAAAAUUCUUAGAAACCUAAACUCACAGGAAAUUAUAACUUCUAAUUAUAUGCACAUCCUUAUUUUAUUACAGAGAAUUAUGUUGAUGCAGGCAAUGAGAGAAUUUUGUAACAUAAAAUUGUAUUACAGUCUUGGAGGGGGUGAAAUACAUGCUCCAAUAUGACAUUUCUAUUAGAGGAGGACGUGACAUUUUAAUUUUAAAUAAUGUUUUAACAUGUACUUGUUUUGUGUUGUGAGGACAGGUUAGAGGACAACUUGUGAGAUUUGGUUCCUUCCUCCCCCAUGUAGGUCCUGGGGAUAAAGCUUGGGUCAUCUCAGGCUUGCCAGAAAGCGCCUUAAUCCACUGGGGUUUUAAAAUGGAUGGUGGGGGGGCUGGGGAUUUAGCUCAGUGGUAGAGCGCUUACCUAGGAAGCACAAGGCCCUGGGUUCGGUCCCCAGCUCCGAAAAAAAAGAACCAAAAAAAAAAAAAAAAUGGAUGGUGGUAAUGUAUCCUGCUACAGAUAGUUUCUAUUUGCUUGGUUUUGUUCUGUUUCUUAAGACAGCCCAGGCUGGCCUCAAACUCACUGUGUAACUGAGGAUAGCCUUGAGCUACGGAUUCUUCUGUCUCUCAGAGUGCUGGAUUCCAGUCCCAAGUGGUCAUGCCAGGCUCAUAAAUAUUUUAUUUAACCCUUGCUGUAUGAAUCUGAAACAAUGAUGUAAGUCUUAUAACGGUAAUAUUUUAAGCUAAAAGAAAUACUAUUUUGUGCAAUUAUCUAGACCCUUGGAGGAAACUUCAAAAUGCAUGAGAGAUUCUGAAAUGACAAGAUUAUGGGAUUUUGAAAUUAGUGACAUAGUAAUGUCUGACAGACACUGUAAUAAUUCACAUACAAUGUGUGAUAUUUCACAGUUGAUUUUAGCAGAGACACCAGGGAAAGACUACAUUUCUACCAUGGUCUAAUGUCUGUCUUUUUGAUCUGCAGUUCUACCAGCAGAAAGGACGGUUCUGGGAAGGAAAGUGGAGAAAGUCCUUAAACACGGAGAUUUGUAAAGACCUGAGAGGGGGGCUGUGGUCUGCAACUCAACAGUUAUAAGCAUGCAUUACUUCCUUUUUAAAGACUUAUUUUAAUUUUUUAAAGAUACACUUAUUUUUAUUUCACGUGUAUACUUUUCUGCCUACAUGUGUGUAUGUAUACCACAUGGGUGCCUGGUGCUCACAGAGGCCAGGAGAGGGUGUCAUAUUCCUUAAAACUCGAGUUGCAGGCGGCUGACAAGGAACCAAAUUCAGGUCCUCUGCAAGAGCAGUAUUAUGCUCUCUUAACCUCCAAGCCAUCUCUCCAGCCCCUGAAUGCAUCAUAUUUUAAGACAACUAUGAAGUCACAGCUAUGAGACUUUUAUCUGGUUCUUUAAAAUAUCCUGUAGUGGGGAGGUGGCCACUGGUAGACAGCUCAGCUCGGGCAAGAAAGCAAGGUAUAGAAGACAAUUGCCAGUCACUUUCCGGAAAUAGCUUCAGAAACAGAGGUGGGAUGGGUUAGGAGAAAUUGCUGGGCUCUCUUAAGAAGUGAGGCUUGGGAUUCAGCAAUCAGAAAAAGAGAGGCAGGAAGGCUCUAGGUGGAUGUGUGCAUAGGGUUCUACCGCUCCUGUCAGGAUGAGGACAGGGUAGGUUUCAAUGUGCCUGUGUGUACAGUUAAUGUUUGCUGUCACGGCAUAAUAAUGAACAGUUCUCCUUGUUACCUUAAAAAAAACAUUAUUUCUCCCUAGAGAGAUGGCUUAGAGGUUAAGAGCAAUCACUACUCAUGAGGAGGGCCCGGGUUCACAUGGUGGUGCUCAACCUUCUGUAACUCCAGUGUCUGGGUACCCAGUCCCUCCUUCUGAGCUCUGAGGGUAGGAGAUACACAUGAGGUACACACAUACUCACAUGCAGACAAGACACACAUCUAAAGAAAAAAGAUUCCUACAUGUGCUUUGUGUGUAUGUUUUUGCAUGCUGUGAGGAGUGACCAGCUCCGAGCCAACAUUCACCCAGGUGCUUUGUGUCCCUUUGCAGGACUAAGGCCAGACUGGGUUAGGUCUUUAUAUGGCUGGUAUAAAGCCUCCCAGAGUGACCUAGAUAAAGACCACAGUCCAAGAGCAAACUGUAUCCUGGGGCCACAAGGAAUCACAAGGUGUGGAGUAACAGGAAGAAGAUCUCAAGUAUACAUGACUCUGAGGAACAGGAACUGUUCAUCACUGCCCACCAUUGCCCGCAGCCCACUGCUUCAGGAACAUCAAUCUACACUUUGUGUUGGGUAUCACUUAAUGCCUUUAGUUCAAUGGUGCCUAGCCAAAACAAUCAAUACAAGAGUUUGUUUCCUUCCUGUUUUCCCUUCCAGUUCCUUCCCUUCCCUUUCCCUUUUCUUUCUUUUUUCUUUUUUAAAAUAAGGUCUCAUACAACUCAUCUCCAACUUGUAAUGUAGCUGAAGCUGGCCUUGAACUUCUGAUCUUUCUGCUUCAACAGUUCUGAGAUUACAGGCCUUAGCUACUGUGCCCUUCAGGCAACAAAACAAUUUCAUCAUAAAAGGGUGAGUCCCCAUUUAAGACUGAUUAGACAUCUCUUAGCAUCCCCCAACACAUUUGUUUAAAAAUAUCUUAUUUGCUUGAGCCAGGGAGAGCUGGCCUUGUCCCUUGUCUGCCCUGAAGUGGGCACAGGAAAGAUGCCCUUCUCUCCUCUUGCCUACUGCAGCAUACCCUUCAGGGCAUAGGAGUGGACCAGCUGGCCCUGCCCCUUUACCAGCUGCAGCAUGGGGCAAGCUAUCUGGGCCAGUGCUGGAGAACUUGUCCUAGUGGCUUGGGUGCAGAAGAGCUGGCAGGCUGACCAACUCAGCUAUCAACUAGGCCCAGAUACAGUUUGGCCCACCCUAACAUCUACCUCAUCUAUGAACUGCUGGAUUGUGUGAUGGGGCCAGUACUGCAAAUCCACGGCUGCAGGAUCUCUAUAACACAGGGUAACAACUGGAUAACCAAGAGGAGUCCCGUGAGUCUCUGGUAUUGAUAGCAUAGCAGAAGUCAGAGACCUCGAACAAGACCAGUGCCUGACUGUCACGAACAUCUAUCUACAAGUAAAGAUGUGUGGACAAAGGAUACACCAUGUGUCAUACCGUGACACACUGCAGCUUUCACAAAGAGAUGCUUGCUUGCUUGUUUGUCUGUUUUCCUUUGGGGGUGGGGAAAGAGGAGGUUGCAAGGGUAGAGGGCAGAUUCUAAGAAAGGGACCUGGGGAUGAGUGGGAUUGGGGUGCAUGAUGGGAAAUUCACAAAGAAUCAAAAACAAAAUUAAAAAUCCAUUAUUUAACUCAGAAUAACAUGAAGACUCAUAGCAACACUGGUCAUCUAAUGACGUGCAGGUCACCAUUACAACAAAAAUUCAACAAUGGGCUAGAAUAACGUCAUUGGUUAAGUGCACUAGCUGCUCACGCAGAGCACCUAAGGAGGGUGGGUCCCAGCACCCACAGGUGGUUCAUAGCUGUCUGCAACUUCAAUUCCAAGGUUCUGAUGCCCUCUUCUGGCCUCCACAGACACUGCACACACAUGGCACACACACCUUCACGCAGGCAAAACAUUCAUACACACAGAAAUAAAUCUCGAAAAAGUAUUAUACAAAGCAAACAGUAAAAGUCUCUUUUUGAAAAGGUGCUUCAGCUGCCAAAGCUUGAGGGCACAGAUGCAAAGAAGCAGGUUACUGUUUUGGAUGAGAUUUACUGAAGACAUUUAUUUUGUUGUUUUGUUUUGCUUUUGGGUCUCACUAGGUAGCCCUGGCUGGACUGGAACUCAUAAUCAAUGGAGACCAGGCUGGCCUCAAACUCAAGAGAGUCACCUGCUUCUCCCUCCCAACCACUGGGAUCAAAGGUGUGCACCACUAUGACAGGCCCCUGGAGAUAUAUCGUAACCUCUAAGUCAUCUCUCCAGAUCAAGAUUUAUUUGAAUUUUUAAUCAUGUGCAUGCCCAUGUGUCUAUGUGUCUGCAAUAAAAAAGAAGAGUUGUUAUGUAACUACCUCCUACCAACAGGACACUCCCUCCUGGAGAAGCAGAGAAGCUCAUGUUACCUGCCAGGCUCAGGAAGCUCUGGAGCCAGCAGACUCAAGACAGAGUAGACUGUUAGCUGUUUAGGAAGCAUAGGCCAAGCAGCAUACUUGAAGCCUUUGGCUGAGGGCACGUGUGUGUGUGUGUGUGUGUGUGUGUGUGUGUGUGUGUGUGUGUGUGUGUGUGUGUGUGAGACAUACCCUGUAUUGCUGAGGCUGACCUUAAACUCCCAGACCUCCUGCCUCAGCUUCCUAAGUGCUGAGACUGCAGUGUUGCAACACAAUGCUUAGCUCAGGUCAUAGGUUCUACUUUUAAUAGCUGCUUCAUAAAACAAUGGAGAAAUAAAUAAAUUAACACAAAAAUAAUGCUAGUACUUGGAGGUGGAGGCAGGAGAGUCAAGAGUUCAAGGCCAGCUUUAGGUAUGGAGUGGGUUUGAGGCUAUUUUGUGUAUUUUGUGUUUUGUCUCAAAACAACCAAAACUCAACCUCAGAGUCAUGAAAGUGUUCUAUCACUGACCUGAGGGAGGACCAUUUUGACCUUCUGAAGUGGGAAGAACUUAGGUUCAGCACAAUGCAAAACACAGCUCUCACUUCAGGAAUCUGAAGUGGCUUAUUCUAGAGUUACAUAUGAGGGGGAAGAGAGAUUUAGGCUGUCUACAAACCAUGCUUUAGUAUGUAUCAGUUUUAUGAAAAAAAUUUUUUUUCCUAGACAGGGUUUCUCUGUGUAGUCCUGACUGUCCUGGAACUCACUCUGUAGACCAAACUGGUCUCAACCUCAGGCAUUCACUGGCCUCUGCCUCCCAAGUAUUGGGACUAAAGAUGUGCCCCACUGCCACUACCAGCACCAUCAUCCGGCUCAGUUUGUCCAAAGUGUUGAUGUAACAGAGCUGAUAGUCACAGAGCAAGGUGCUUUUCUUUUCUUUUCUUUCUUUUUUUUUUUUUUUUUGGUUCUUUUUUUCGGAGCUGGGGACCGAACCCAGGGCCUUGCGCUUCCUAGGCAAGCGCUCUACCACUGAGCUAAAUCCCCAGCCCCAGCAAGGUGCUUUUCAACUACAUCCUGGGAACAUCAGGUAGGCUGGUCGAAGCAUGGCUGGGAGGGGCUGCAAAAUCUGCAGCAGGCUUCGAAUGCUAUCUGAUGACAUUUUUAGCCUUGGAGUUGCUGGCUGAACAAACAAAGCCUUGGGUUUGCUGAGCGAAACAAACAUCCCAAUAGUUUUCUUUCAAGUUCUUUAGGUCAGAUAAGAAGGUGGGCAGUGAAUGGUCACUGAGGGGGCUAAAGGCAGCCCAUAAUAAUCUGGCUCUGGAUAUGCAACAUUCCAACUCUGACCAAUCAGGAAGCACUAAUCAGUCAAUCAGCCCUGGAAAAUCUUUGAAAUAGGUGUGGCUUUUCUUCUGGGAACAUCUGUUUGGCAGGAAAUAUAUAUUGUCCAUUAUGAUAUGUAAGGCACUUAAUAAAUUUUUGUGAGCCAAGUCAGUGAACUGAGUGUAAACCCAGGAACUGUUCUGGGUGUUUUGGUUCUCUAGUUGUAAACAAUCAUACCUUUAGAGAUAUUUUAUUUACCAAACAGCUGCCUUAGAAAAAAAUCAAAGCAGCAAACAAAAGGAUGUUCAUUCUAGUUGUGUGUGUGUGUUUGUGUGUGUGUGUGUGUGUAACAGCAACAUUUUAAAAUAAAACAAAAAUAUUGCAUAGUGAGGGGGUGGCUAAGCAGCCACUAAAGUAGUUUUUAGAGAAUAGCGAAUGACAUGGAAAACUCAAAAAUGUACAAAAUACAUAAAUAAGAAAUAGUUGAUUACACACAACACAAUCCAACAUGGUUUAAAAUGAGUUUAUGUGGUCUUGGGAGAUGGCUUCGUGGGUAAAGUGCUUUCCCUACAAGUUCUAGGACAGCAGUUUGGAUCCCCAGGACCCAUGUAGAAGCUGUGUGGGUGCCGUGGUCCACCUGUAAUCAGAAGCAAAAGGCUGACAUAGGGAAUCCUCCAAGUGGCUGCCUAGCCAGAUCAGCUAACAUGGCGAGCUCUGGGUUCAGUGAGCCAUCUGCCUCAGUGGAUACGGUGGAAAGAGAUAGAGGACAACAUUCACACCAAUUUUGGAAUCAAAUAUGUGUGUGGGUACCUGCUAACACAUUAACAUUAAAAAAGACCCUACGUACACCACACAUACACAUAUACACACAGCUGUAUUAUAUAGAACAUGAUAAAAGGAAAUCAAAUUAGAAAUCCUUCUUUUCAAUACUUUUUUUUUUCAGUAAAUCUGUUGUUCUUUUUUCUAACCAGAGGAUGAAACAAAACCAAUUUAAGUUUUUUUUUUGUUUUAAGUCAGGUCUGGUUUUCACCAGUUCUUUCAGCUAAGCAGUAGCUGUACCAGAACACCGGCUGGCAUUUUCUAGGUGUCUGAAGACAUUGUCUCUAUCUAGCCUACAGAUUUUGCAGGUCUGGGCGGAGCCCAACAGUUUGCAUUUCUAACAAGUUCCACCCGGCUGCGAGAUGACAACACAGAAUGGAACACAGAAAUAGCACAGAACCUGAUGUGGGUUUUGAGGUCAGUCUGGUUCUGACUCUGGCUCUGCUCUUUGUGGCUUUGUGUGUAGCAACCGUUGAUAUCUUAGCCCCAUGCAGCCUCUUUUUUCCACAUGGAUAAAAUGAAGUCAGGAUUGUUGUCAAGGUCAGGAGGUACAAACUCAACACAAUGUGUCACUCGGCUGGGGCCUUUGAGGUCCUUUUAUUUUUUCUAAAGUUGUUUUUCCUUUCACGUCUUCUUCUCGUGUGUGAUGCUUAGUUUUUAUGUCAAACUGACACAAGCCAGAGGCAUAUCAGAAAAUGGACUCUCAACUGAGAAAAUGUCCCCACCCAUUUAGCUUGUGGUACAUUUUCUUGAUUGAUGUGGCCUUACCUUAGUUCAGCUUACUGUAGGUGAUGCCGCCCCUGGGCAGGUGGUUUUGGAUGCUCUCCGAAAGCAGGCUGAGCAAGCUAGUAAGAAGCACCUUUUCAUGGCUUCUGCAUCAGUUCCUGCCUCCAGGUUCCCAUCCUCAUCUCCCUGGAUGAUGGACUAUAAGCUGGAGAUAAAAAUAAACCCUUUCUUCCCUAAGCUGCUUUUGGUCAUGUUGCUUAUCAGAGUGUCUGAAAAAUAACUAAUAUAGAAAUUGGUACCAGGAUAAUGGGGGACGUUGCUGUAACAAACAUGACCACGUUUCAGGGAGGGUUGAGGAAAGACUUUGGAACUUUGGGCCAGGAAAGCCAUUGAGUGUUCAGAGCUUAAUGAGCUAUUGUGGGAACUCAAAAGAGAAACCUGGGCUGGAGAGAUGGCUCAGUGGUUAAGAGCACUGACUGCUCUUCCAGGGGUCCUGAGUUCAAUUCCCAGCAACCACAUGGUGGCUCACAACCAUCUGUAAUGAGAUCUGAUGCCCCCUUCUGAAAACAGCUACAGUGUACUCAGAUAUAAUAAAUACAUCUUUAAAAAAAAAAAAAAGAGAAACCUAAGAGCAGUGCAGACGGUGGAGGCCUGGCUUGUGACGUUUCAGAGGGAAGCUCGAGAGUCCCUUAAAGACUCUAUCAGGGCCAUUUGGCAUUUUGAAUUAAGAACUGCUAAAAACCUUUGCUUUGCUGGACAAUCUAUACUGGUCAGCUGGGGCUGCAAAAUCAGCUGUGAGUAAGAAGAGACAAGCAUCAUGGAGGCAAACUCUUCUGGGAGGUGUUUCCUCAGGCUCAGCACACAGAGCAGCCCAAGGCUGCAUCUCAUCUGGUAGAGCUCGGUAGUCCACGAUUCCCAGGUGGUAUUGUUUUGGAAGGCAUGAAGGGUUCUGGAGAGCACUCAGGCUUGGAACUGUGUGGGAGGGCUGAAGUCCCUGGAAAGAGGCUGGGAGAGGCCACUGUUGAAGCUGCACCUCAGAGGCAUCUGAAGCCCCAGGAUUGAAGGGGCCAUGGAGAGAAGCUGAGGUCUGAGUCUACUUAAGGUUAGAGUUCCUGAAGAGAGUCCCGAGAAACUACUGGUGAAGGAACAAGACAGUAGUAGGCAGUGUUCCUCCAUAUCCUCUGCUUCAUCGCCUGUCCCCAAGUUCCUGUCCUAACUACUGUCUGUGAUGCAGUGUGACCUGAGAGUUGUGAGCUGAAAGAAACCCUUUCCUCCCCAAGUUGCUUUUGGUCACUGUGUUUUAUCCUCGAAAUGGAAACCUAACUAUGACAAAGCUCAUCAUUUCAUUUCCAUAACAGAGUUCACAAUGCCUGAUUUUGCAACAACACAGGGCAAAUAAUUCCCUUCAAACUUCAGAAGACAAAUACACGGUCUCCGGUAUUCAUACAGAAUGGAAGAUACCAGUGUAACAGAAUCUACUUUGAUUCAGCCAAUAGUAUCAAUUCUCCAGACAACACCAAUUGUGAGGACUGAACAAGAUACUGUGCUAAGUGUUUAGACAGAAACCGACACAUGGUUGCAGAGCAAAUGUCAGUUUCCUUUAAGCAGGACAUAACCAGUGCCUCCCAGAGCCAUUUCAAGCUCACCUGAUCCAUCUUCCCACCUCAGAUUGCUCUUUUCUGGUAGCUAAAGGCAAUUGUGUAAUUCAGAUACGUUGGGAUUAAGAACCCACUCUACAUAAAAGAUUGUGUUGGAUGUCUAAGGAGGUAAGCAGAAGACAGUUCCUUGACUCUGAGUGAUGCAGUGAUGAAAUGCUAGUCAGGGGCCCAAGGUGUGGUGCGACGCAUUGUAGAAAGCGUGUUAAGUUUGCAGAUUUAGAAUGGCUCAUUUGAGGUUAUUUUGUCCUCGAGAACUAGUGAGCUCUGGUUUUGUGGUUAAUGGGUAUCAAGAUCUAAGUGUUCUAUGGUUAAAGCUGAGGAGAGCCACAUAGAUUCCUACUCAUGCUCAAGGCUUUUUGUCAGUUUCUUCCUCCUAAGUAAACAGUUUUAAGUUUGAGCUCAGAAGCCAAACUGUUUGAGCUUGAAUCCUGGUGUUGCUAGCUGGUGCCAGUGCGAUUCUGGGCUUAUUAUCCACCUUGUGCUUCAGUUCUUCACCUUUAAAAUGAUCUUAAAAAUAGUACUGUACUUCAUAGGUUGAUGUGAGGAUUAAAUAAUAUAAUCUAUAUAAAACUAGAAAACCUGAGCUAUAAUUGCUAUUAUAAUAAACAUUAGUCUCUGAAAGGAUGGAAAAUAGAUUUAGUCUCCUAUUAGUCACUUAAUUAUUUUCGCUCAGACUGUAAUCAAGCUAUACUUUAAAAAAAAAUGUGUUCCAGCACUUGGGAGGCAGAGGCAGGCAGUUCUCUGUGAGUUUGAGGCCAGCUUGGUCUAUGAAGUUGAGUUCCAGGCCAGCCAAUUUACAAAGUAUGACAAAGCCUCUCUGUCUCUCUGUCUCUCUGACUCACUCACUCACUCACUCACUCACUCACUCACUCAUCAAUACAUAGGAAUGAUUGCUACAGUCCCCUUCUGUUAAACAGUGGCUUUUCAUUCAGGUUGAUUACCUAGUAAAUACAUAUUAUUCAAUGGGAGCAAGCUGCUCCCGCUGGAAAACUUUGUCUGAAGUGUGGUUUGAGAUUUGGGCAAACCUGGUCUGUACCAGAAAAGUGGAGAAAAGUAAAACCUGAUAAGGCAACAGGGCUGGAUGGAUAGAGAAACUAAUACAUUCUUUAAAAGUCCCUCAAAAUGAACAGGUGCUGAGAAAGAUGAGGGUCUAUCAGCCCAAUAAGACUUCCCAUCUAUUUUAAGAUACACAUCAAGCUUCUUUAGACAGAAAUCAAGCCUUUUAAGGAAGGUGAGGAGAGCACAUCCCGUGGGUUGAGUUAAAGGGAUGCUCAGCAGGUGCUGAGUCUCACCCUCAAGGUGGCUGCAGGAUUGUGUGAACCGAGGUGGCAAGGCUGGCUUCUCUGGAAGGAAAGAUGCUAUCUCUCUCUGGGGAGUUAGAUGACUAUGGCACCACAUGAAACAAGAAACCGCAGCAGCCACCGCCAGCUCAGCCCAGCUCAACAUUCAGAUUAGUCAAGAGCCAUCUUUUUACUUGCUGGGGGCCACCCUUCUAGAUCUUCCUCAAGUGCUUGAAGUAGAAAUUCUGGGAUGAACUGUAAGAGGGCGUUUGCAUAAUCAAGAAGUGUGGAAAGCUGGCGGAGGAGAAAAAUAACCUAUGUCAAAGAAGAGAAAAAACAUGUAUUUCUUGGGGGGAGGGCGCAGGGAAGGCAAGGAUUUGGCACCGCAUCAAUAUCCUCUGUGAGGCAAUCUAGGAGCAGAGAUCUCAAUUCCUUUCCAAAGCUUCAGUAUUUGACAGGUGCCAAGCACACAGCCUUGUACUCUAUCCUCACCCAAGCGAUGCUUAAACCCAGCAUCUUCUAGUUUUAAGAUUCUGGAAGAGAAAGCAGUAGGUGUGUCUAAAGUUCCCGCCUGAAUUUGUCUGGUGAGGACCAGGCAAGUCUGGGUCGGUGGAAAGCCAUGGAUUGGGGUGGAGCCCAAGGAUGGACUGUACCCUGGUCCUUAGAUGCUCCGUGUACUGGGUGUCCCGCAGUUCCUUCUUCGAUUCUCGGGCUUCUCUGGAGUUUUUAUCGUGGUCGGUGGCCGGAAGACACCUGCUUUGUUUCCUUCAGCACUGAGAUUCCGCUUGGCUCCCUGCUGGCAUCAUACCCACUUCUCCCCAGCCCCCAAGCCUUCAGUACCUCAGCUCCCGUGACGUCGGGGAACUCCCAAUCCCAACUGGGGCGAGGCAGUUAAGCCGCGUCCUUCAGGUGUCAGUCCGGACUCAUGUGAAACCACAAUUCCCAGAGUGCCUCGGUCCAUGAGGCCAGGCCAUAGAUAAAAUGGCUCCAGUGAGUGGGACGAGCAGCUGGAAAAGUAGUCUCUGGUGACUUACCGGAUGUGUUUAAAUACCCGAAGCUUCACUUCUGCACCACCUCAUUAUCACCUCCAGGUCCCGGAGACGGCGUCCGAAAGUGCGCUCGCUCCCGGGGCAUCUUGGGAAUUGUAGUCCAGAUGCCAGAUUACACCGAACUACCCUUCCCAGGGUGCUCAGCGGCCGGACUACGGCAACGUUCUCUUCAAGUGUCUCUGUCCCGAGUUCCCCCUUCUCUGGUCCCCUUCUUGCCAUCGAUUUCUUUUACUCUGUAGUUACGGCUGGUGCACUCGAGACGGCCCUGAGCAGGGGCUGCGCAGCCCUAAGAAGCACUUCCGGUGGCGGGUCACUUCCGGGUUUAAACUUAAACGAUCGCUCCCCGAGGAGGAGGGGACCCGCCGCACGAUUGACAGUAUAUUCCUGCAGGCGCCGUCCCUCAGCCCCCACCCCACGGCCGGAUUCCCGUAGCUCUCUGCUCAGGGCUGAAACCGGAGAAGAAAUCCUUAGAUCUCGUUUCUUUACUACAAAUACGAACCUAGAAACCAUCGGCAUUCUGCCUUGGCGUUUCAUAUUGGAAAGAUGAAGAAGUUUUUCGACUCCAGGCGGGAGCAGGGGAGCUCUGGCCUGGGUUCGGGCUCCAGCGGAGGAGGGGGCAGCAGCUCAGGCCUGGGCAGUGGCUACAUCGGGAGGGUCUUCGGCAUCGGGAGGCAGCAAGUCACCGUGGACGAGGUCUUGGCAGAAGGUGGAUUCGCUCUCGUCUUUCUGGUGAGAACAAGCAAUGGGGUGAAAUGUGCCUUGAAACGCAUGUUUGUCAACAAUGAGCAUGACCUUCAGGUGUGCAAGAGGGAGAUCCAGAUCAUGAGGGACCUAUCAGGGCACAAGAACAUUGUGGGCUACAUUGAUUCUAGUAUCAACAAUGUGAGCAGUGGCGACGUAUGGGAAGUUCUCAUUCUCAUGGACUUCUGCAGAGGAGGCCAGGUGGUAAACCUGAUGAACCAGCGUCUCCAGACAGGCUUUACAGAGAAUGAAGUGCUGCAGAUCUUCUGUGACACCUGUGAGGCUGUGGCCCGCCUGCAUCAGUGCAAAACUCCCAUUAUCCACCGGGACCUGAAGGUUGAAAAUAUCCUCUUGCAUGACCGAGGCCACUAUGUCUUGUGUGACUUUGGAAGUGCCACCAACAAAUUCCAGAAUCCACAGGCCGAGGGAGUCAAUGCAGUAGAAGAUGAGAUUAAGAAAUACACAACGCUCUCCUAUCGAGCCCCAGAAAUGGUCAACUUGUACAGUGGCAAAAUCAUCACCACGAAGGCAGAUAUUUGGGCUCUUGGCUGUUUGUUGUAUAAAUUAUGCUACUUCACUUUGCCAUUUGGGGAGAGCCAGGUGGCAAUUUGUGAUGGAAGCUUCACAAUUCCUGAUAACUCUCGAUAUUCACAAGAUAUGCACUGCCUUAUUAGGUAUAUGUUGGAACCAGACCCUGACAAAAGGCCGGAUAUUUACCAGGUUUCUUACUUCUCAUUUAAACUACUCAAGAAAGAAUGCCCAGUUCCAAAUGUACAGAAUUCUCCCAUUCCUACAAAACUUCCUGAACCAGUGAAAGCCAGUGAGGCAGCUGUAAAAAAGACCCAGCCAAAGGCCAGACUGACAGAUCCCAUUCCCACCACAGAGACUUCAAUUGCACCCCGCCAGAGGCCUAAAGCUGGGCAGACUCAGCCAAACCCCGGAAUCCUUCCCAUUCAGCCAGCCCUGACUCCUCGUAAGAGGGCCACUGUUCAGCCCCUACCUCAGGCUACAGGACCCAGCAAUCAGCCUAGCCUUCUAGCCAGUGUUUCCCAGCCUAAAGCCCAAGCCACGCCCAGUCAACCUCUUCAGUCAUCUCAACCCAAGCAGCCACAAGCUCCACCCACCCCACAGCAGACGCCUGCUCCCCAGACCCAGGGUCUGCCCACCCAGGCCCAGGCUACUCCUCAGCACCAGCAGCAGCUCCUCCUCAAGCAGCAGCAGCAGCAGCAACAGCAGCAGCAGCAGCAACAGCCACAGCAGCCAACAGCACCACCACAGCCAUCAGGCACCUUUUACCAGCAGCAGCAGCCCCAGCAGCAGCAGGCUCAGACUCAGCAGUUUCAGGCAGUGCAUCCAGCAGCCCAGCAAUCAGUCACUGCUCAGUUCCCUGUGGUGUCCCAGGGAGGCUCUCAGCAACAGCUGAUGCAGAACUUCUACCAGCAGCAGCAGCAGCAGCAACAGCAGCAGCAACAGCUGAUGGCUCAGCAGGCCGCCCUGCAGCAGAAGACUGCUGUGGUAGUACCACAGCCUCAGGCACAGCCAGCCACAGCCCCACAGGCAGCUGCUGCCCAGGAGCCUGCGCAGAUUCAAGCCCCAGCAAGACAACAGCCAAAAGUUCAGACCACUCCACCUCCAACCAUCCAGGGACAGAAAGUUGGCUCUCUCACUCCUCCAUCAUCUCCGAAAACCCAACGUGCUGGGCACAGGCGGAUUCUCAGUGAUGUAACCCACAGUGCAGUCUUCGGGGUUCCUGCCAGCAAGUCAACCCAGCUGCUCCACGCGGCUGCAGCUGAGGCCAGUCUCAGUAAAUCUAAGUCUGCAACCACCACUCCUUCAGGCUCUCCACGGACUUCCCAGCAGAAUGUCUCUAAUGCUUCCGAAGGCUCCACAUGGAAUCCUUUUGAUGAUGACAACUUCUCCAAACUCACGGCUGAAGAGCUGCUGAACAAGGAUUUCGCGAAGCUUGGGGAAGGAAAGCUUCCUGAGAAGCUUGGAGGCUCUGCAGAGAGUUUGAUCCCAGGUUUCCAGGCAACACAAGGAGAUGCCUUUGCCACUUCCUCCUUUUCUGCUGGAACCGCUGAGAAGAGAAAGGGGGGACAGGCUGUGGAUUCUGGCAUCCCACUUCUAAGUGUGUCUGAUCCUUUCAUUCCUCUUCAGGUACCUGAUGCUCCAGAAAAACUAAUCGAGGGACUCAAAUCUCCUGACACUUCUCUUCUGCUCCCUGACCUCUUGCCUAUGACAGAUCCUUUUGGCAGCACUUCCGAUGCUGUGAUUGAAAAAGCUGAUGCUGCUGUUGAGAGUCUCAUACCUGGGCUGGAGCCACCUGUUGCCCAGCGCCUCCCAUCUCACACGGAAUCUGUGACUUCAAACCGCACAGACUCUCUCACGGGGGAAGACUCUCUCCUUGACUGUUCUCUGCUUUCUAACCCUACUGCUGACCUUCUGGACGAGUUUGCCCCCAUAGCACUCUCUGCUUCCACUCAUAAAGCUGCAGAAGAUAGUAAUCUCAUCUCAGGGUUUGGUGUCGCUGAGGGCUCCGAAAAGGUGGCAGAAGAUGAGUUUGACCCUAUUCCUGUACUGAUAACCAAAAACACACAAGGUCUCCAGAGAGAGCCCAAUCCUUGUCCUGUAAUUACUGUAGAGCGCUUUAAAGAAGCCGUGGGCACCAAAGGCCUCCCCCUCUAUCCAGAUCCCUGCAGAGCUCCUGGCACAAAGACUUUGAACGCCUUAGAGUCUGAUUCUCUGGCCCGAGAGGGUCCUUCCAGCAACAGCUCCUUCCACAGCAGCGAGGAGGAAGGGACUGACCUGGAGGCGGACAUGUUAGACUGCAGUGGGUCUCGGCCUCUUCUGGAGUCUGAAGAGGAGGAUGAGAGCUGCAGGCCUCUCCAGGAGAAGCUGGGAGAAGCCACCCUGUUCUCUCAAUCUGCAGUGUCUGUUGAGCCAGAAGAAAGGGGGCAAAGCGGGAAAAAGAGCCGGUUCUUGCCAGUCAACCAGCAGGCCUCAGAGGAUCCCGGGGAGCCUGACGUCUUUGCCAUAGCGCCUUUCAGGAGCUCGCUGGCUCCAGCAGCCGAUGUGGACAUUUUCUCCAAAGCCCCUUUUGUUUCCAAGGGCAGUGUAGCUCCUUCCCAGGCAGAGGAAGUGGAUGUGUUCUCCAGAGCUCCUUUUACCAAGAAGAAGAGUGUGGAAGAGUUCCUGGCUGUGCAGGGUUCCUCACAGGAUUUGCUGAUGCAGGCCAACCUCAGUCAGCCCAGUGAAGGGCUCCUGCUUGCAGGCCGUGAUAGAGCCAUGUACACCCCUGCACAGGCACAGCAUCCGGUGACUGGCUUUGCCCUGCAGGCUGGUCUCCCCUCCCACUCUGUCCAGGUAGCAGACCAUUUUGACAGCAACUCUCCCAGAGGGUCUCCCAUGAACUCUGGGGGCCAUCCUAAUGACAGAAACAGAGGACUGCAGCCCCAGAAAGAAGCCUUCUCAGGGCCAGCGGCUGGCAAGCCAUUCCGCCCCCAGGCUUUAUCCAAAUAUUCUCGACACUAUAGCCCAGAAGAUGAGCCAAGUCCAGAAGCCCAGCCCAUUGCUGCCUACAAGAUUGUUUCACAAAGCAAUAAGCAGUUGCUAGCUGGCUCUGUGUCUGUCACAUCCCUGUCCUCCAGGACUACAGAGCUGGCCACUGCUGAUCCUUUUGCUUUAGCUCCCUUUCCUUCAAAAGCUAGCAAACAGAAACCCUAGGAGCAGAGAAUAGCCUGAGGCUUGCCUCCACCCACCCCACCAGCACCGAUCACAUCACUCCUGGCUGGCCUAUCAGGGAGCAUAUCCCAUCCACUGUGACCUUGCAGUCCCCUGCCUCAGAGCAGAGUCACUUCAAGGCAACCAGCCAAAUUGCCGUAAGACCCGGCCGAAGCUCCUUAAGUUACACUCACAGCUUUUGUUUAUAUCCAUUCCCAGACUUGUAGGCAUUUGUGUCACCUUCUUAGAGGCCUUCCACUGCACUCAGAACUCUGAUGGUUUUUCUGCCCAGAAACCUGUUUAAUCCAGGAAUAUUUUCCCCCUAGUUAACAGGGGCUACGUUAUACCAUGACUUUGAAUUCCUACAGCUCCUGUCGGAGUCAAUUGCAUUGAAGAAUUAAGAUUGAUCCCUUCAGGACUCAAUACUCUUGGAACAGAGAGCUUUCUAGAAAGAAGAGCAAUACAAACCUCCUGCACAUCUGGAGACGUUAAUCUUCUGGCGACUCAUCAGUCAUUCCUAUGGAACCAGCAGUUCUCAGAGUACUCUGGGAUCUGCCACUGAGUCUGUAGGAGCCAAGUUGGCCCUGUGCACAAGUGUCUGGGUGCAUACUGUGGGUCAGAUUCUCUGUCGAGUAAAGGAGCACACAGGUGGGGGAAGCACACCGCCUCCCACACACACAGUCCACUUUUUAGACUAGUGCGGACCCUUGUGUGCUCCUGCAUAUAGGAAACCUUUGUCCUUUGAGUGAAGCCACCAUGCCUACCUCCAUUAUCAAAUCACUCGUUUUCUUGCAUUUACCUGUUGACCUGACUUGAUCCUUGGCUUUUUUUAGAUUUUUUUUUUUUCUUCUCAUGGUAGAAAUGAAGCUGUCGGACAGUUUGGGGCAAUCCUGCUGGAACUGAGGUGUCAGAGUAAAUUUUUAAAUUCCGUUUACCUGGUUUUGAAAAAUCAAUUUCCUGAAACUGGGCAUGGUAGGUACCUCAUGACUGUAAUUCUAGCACUUGGGAAGCUGAGGCAGGAAGAUUGCCACAAGUUAGAGACUAGCCGGGGCUUUGUACUGAAUUCCAGGUCACCAAAUCUCAAUACCCUCAUCUCCCAGCCAAAAAUGGCAUCGGUCCUUGUGUUUCUCUGGCAGCAGGGGAAGAGAAUCUUCAGAGGUCCAGCCCCUGGGAAUUCUGCCUGGGUACCAUUGUUUAAUCAGGAGCCCAAACCUAAGUUUGCCUGUUUUUUCCUCCAGCCCUUUCCAUCCCAUUUCUACUGCCUCUUUGUGGGUACAGGCCUGCCCUGGAAGUAAAGUGAGAAUGGAAAGAGCUGGUCCAUCGUCCUUGCAAAUCUCUUAAGUGGUCUGUUCCUUUCGGGCGUUAAAGUAGAGCAGACAGGUGCCUGGCUGGCUGCGCAUUCAGAAGUGUGUUUUUAUGUCUGGACGGCUCUGACUCAUGCCUAGUGUUUUUCAUGCCCUUCAUUCUUAUUGCCUUAAAAUAAGCCCUGACUCCAUGGGGGCGUCCACUGAGGAAAGAGUCGGCACCAGACCCGGGUGCACUCUCACUGCUGCCCUCAGACACUUCCUCCACCUGCCUGGGGAGGUGUGGAGAGCUGUGUACCACUCUAAAAUUAGUGCUGUAAAAAUUGCUAGAAGCUAGGCACGGUAGCAUACUACUGCAAUCAGGUGGUACAGGAGGAAGGAAUCCAAGGGCAGGCUAGACUACACGACACACUGUCCCAGAAAAGAAAAGAAGAAUUACUGAAAGUCCAUCCAGGACUAAAGCCUGAGUGCCAGGCUGUGCUUGCAGUCAAUUAGUUGUGAUAGCCUUUAAAUUUGAAAGUCAGGGUUUGGGUGCAGAACUCAGCAGAAGAAGAUAGACUUAGCACACACAGUAUCGUCAGCACACAGAAGCAAUACAGUGGAAUCUAGAAGUCCUGAUGGUAACAUAGGAAUGGCUACUCUUUGUGAUGCCAGGCACCUUUAACCCCAGAAUUUGUGAGGCAAAGGGCAGGUGGAUCUCAAGUUUGAGGCCAGCCUGUCCACAUUAGUUCCAGGCCAGCCAGUGAGUGAAACCCUGUCUUUAGGGAGGGAAAGGGGCUAUUUUUCACUACUUUUUCUUCUUAGCAUUCUCCACCUGUUUAAAUAACAGGCAGUGUGUUGGGUCCCGUAGCAGUGCUGUCUGGGGACUCUACCCCACCAGAAAGCUGCCUUUCACGUCGGUAAAGGCUAAAUAUUUUCUCUAGGAAUUUGCUUUCUCGCAGAUAUUAUUGUUUAAUUUCCUGUAUAAUCGUGGAUAUAAAAUUGUCUUUCUAUUAAAUAAGUGGUUUGACUAAUGCACAUGGAACUUUGCAGCCAAACCUCUCACACUUAUUGUCAGAUGAAGUCCUCCAAGGUACAUGCAGAAAGGAUGGGGAUGUUCAGAGAGCCCUUACUUGAUGUCACAGCUCCUCCCAGGUUGCAGCACAUACCUGUAGUCCAGCUGCUUAGGAGGCUGGGCAGAGGACAGCUUGAGCCCAGGAUCUCAUGGCCAGCCUAGGCAACACAGAAGGACCCGUCUCUUGAUGAGAAACUUCAAAUGCAAGGUCAACAUCGCCUCGGUAACAGCGCUGCAAACUGUUCUUCCUUUGAUUACUGGAUUGCUCCAUCUAAUCAGUCAUUUUAACUCAAGAGGUCCAAAUUAGAAUAAAAUCAUGGAUUCUUUAUCUUAUAUAGUUUAAUCAUUUGUGAAGUGUGGGCGUAGGGCCUCUUUUUAUUCUUGCUGGCGAUCUACUGAGUGGAGAGUCUGUCUACCAUCUUUGAAUAGAGAAUGAACGAGACCACAUGCAGACUCUUCUUUUCUUACAUAGUGAUUCGUCAAGGAAAUCUGACACAUGAUAACCCAACAGAUGAGUUCUGAAGGAGGUACUGGGAAGAAUCUGUAAUUUACAGAUCUUGUGGGAGGCCAUCCUGAGUGGAAAUCCAGAGAUGUUGUUUUACAGGGAAUUAUAAAUACCUAAAGACUGUGAAUCAGUAGCAAGUUCCCAGUGGCCAUACUGUAAUAAUAAGGAAGAGGAAACAUCGUCAACAAAGUACGGCGCUUUCCGUGUUUCAGUUUCUGCUGUGUGUUUGUCAUUUUGUAUAUUUCGUAGGAAACACCAGAGAUUUGGGACUUUUGACUCAGUAGACGGAGAUAAGCCAGAAUGCUCUUAGGCAUCGCCUCAUGCCCACCAUGUACUAAUGAACUUCUUGCGCUGGGCUGGGAGCAUAGCUCGAGAUGGAGCCAGGCACAAGCGAGGCCCUAGGUUCAGCCCUAUUAACUGACUAAUGAGCACUGCUAACACAGUUAACUUAUGUGUGAUGAAAAACGCUUCCCAAUUUCUUAGGCUUAGAACAGCCUUUUAGCACCCAAUUCAUGAUUAGAGUCAAAGCAAAUGAAAUGAGAUAAUGAAAUGAACCUCUGUGGCAUGGGAGGCAAAAGGUUUGUGAAUUCAAAUCAGUGCUAGCCCAGGCAGCUUAGCAAGAUCUGGGUUUCUUUAACUCUGGUCUGGGGAACAGUACAAGAUGCUUCUGUCAUGUGGUGGUGAGUGGCCCACCAGUGAAAGUGGACAGAAGUCGGUGCUGAAAGCAGAUUUCAGUUCACACAGACUGUUCUGUCCUGGCCCACUUGUGGAGUUGAAGACCUAUGUACUGUCACAUGCCCCAACGUGUGUGCGUGUGUGUGUGUGUGUGCGCGUGUGCAUGUGUGUGUGUGUGUGUGUGUGAGAGAGAGAGAGAGAGCGAGAGCGAGAGCGCUAACAGUGUUCUCACUAAUGCAUGGUAUGUCUCAGUUCCAUCUGGCAAUUGAGUUCUUCGAAAUGGUCAAGAAAAUGCUGCCUUAGCAGCCUGUUGUGUAUUUAUGUGUUGGAAUCUGUGCUUGUCAGUGUUUCCAGCUAGUCUUCACUGGCGCGGGAAGUAUUAGAGUGAUCUGAUAAGAAAUUCCAUAUUUUUAUUCUGUAAAUGAGAUUAAUCAAAACAUGUAUCAGAUUGUAUGAUAUACAUGCGUUGCUUCAAAUAGGAAACUUAAAGUGGGAAACCAGGGACCAGGAGUGGCAGUGCCCUCAGCAGCAGGAAGUGGGCAGCUCCCAGUGGAGUCCUCUUGGGGCCCUCAGAUGUAGAGAUGUUGCCCUCUUUGGUGGCUUUGCAUUCAAACUUCAGAAUAUAUCCGGUCGACUCCAAGAUGGCUGCUAGUCACAGCAUUUUCAUCAGCAUCAAAGUCACUUUGAUGAAAGGUGUUUUCAGGAGUCCAGUGGCAGGAGGCCGGAGCACCUUGACACUUUCCACGGCCACCUGGUUCCCUGCCCUCCAGUGCUUGCCUAAAACAAUAGACUCUGGGCAUAAGCAGAAUCGUGUCAUUUUGAGUUUUCAGUUUUUGAAUCAUAGCCUUUGUCAAUAUUUGUUUUAACCACCAGAACACUUGAAAACUUAGUAAAAACUUCAUUAAAGAAAAGGUUUCAAAAUGUUUAAAAAGUAGUGUCCAGUUGUAGGUGGUUUUUGCUCUGUCCCUGGAGAUCUCCGUGCUCCCUCUCCUGUUUCUGCUCUCCCUUAAUUGUUCCCUCCACACUCUCCUGUUCUGACAGACCCGUCAUUGGGCGCUCAGCAGUCAGACUCAUGGCUGUUCCUCUGCUACUACUGUAAAAUGUCUGGUUAGGACUCAGGCCAACCUUGACAAUCUAAUGGUGAAGUGGAAUAAAGGACAGAGGAACAGAGAAGGGUCUGCAGGACCCAGCCCUCCUCUGGAGAUGGAGAGGAGCCCUUCCCCCAUCCUACAUGACUCUAGAAUGAGUGCCUUAGAAUAGCAAAAAUAGCUAAGUGCUGAAGUGGGGCAAGAGGAUCGAUCUGCAUUCAAGGCCUGCCUGGGCCAUAACAAGACCUUGUCUCAACACCUGCACACGCACAAAGGCUAAAUAUUAACUGCAUGUGGCUCAGGCCAAAGUCUCUAAGUUGUAAGUUCAUAGGUUUUGUCGGGUGUGUUUAAGUAGCCUCUGGCUUCAGCAAGUGCACCAUAGUUCUCACUUGCUGGGAACAGUGAGCAUGGCCUGUGCUGCCUUGUGCAGAACCGUGCACAUCUGCAUCAAAGGGCGUAGAUUCCUUUUGUCAGGGAAUUUCAGAAUGGAUUUUUAAACAUCAGUCAAGGACAGGUCAGGGUUGGCUGAUCCCACAUGCUUCGACUAUGUGAGGACCUGGCCCAGUCUCCAGCACCUUCACCUCGAGACCUUCAGACAUGGUGAGCCUGCUGUGUUCUGCAAGUCUACCAAAGAUUCUUGUGAAGAGGUUCUCGGCAUCUGUGUGUGCAGACCUGCAUCCCUCCUGCUUCCUUCGUGGCGUUAACUCCAGCCCUUCCAGUUAAUCAUUUAAAGAGGGCUAAGAAGGGACCACCGGCAGCUGGCACAAGCAACUCGGUUCCCUUUGCCAAAACCUCCAAAGUUAGAAAUGGAGUUGUUUGCAUCUGUGGUGAGGGAACUGACUAGCCAUUGCUUCAGCCUCCUUCCCAAGUAAGCACCUUCUUGUGGGUGGCACUGGGAGGACAGUGGUGACCUGCACCACAGAGCCUGCAAGACGUCAUUUGAAUGGAACAUUUGAUAGUCAUUUUUAGGGAACAGAAACCAAAUAACAGAGGCCAAGGACCAUUCGUAUUUCAAGGAGGGAAGAUGAGCGCCCUCUGCUGGCAGUAUUUGGAGUUGAUUGAGUGAGGAGCUCUAAGCAGCCUGGAAGGAGUGCUCUGAGGUCAGCAGGCCUCAGGAAUUCCUAGCAUGCAAACAAUCUUGAGGGGAAACCAGAAGGUCAUUCCUAGCAGUUACUGUAAUACCUCUCAUUGCAGGCUGUUGGAUCUGUGUUCUCUCAGUGUGAUUUAGCUUAUGUAUCUGAUAGUUUUAUGGAUAGUCGUUUGGGCUGUAAACUCCUAUACUCUAUUAAAAUGAACCUAAUUAAGAGACUAA
Rattus norvegicus (Norway rat) is the source of this 23577-nucleotide messenger RNA. RefSeq names its product AP2 associated kinase 1 (gene Aak1). NCBI's taxonomy places the organism in Eukaryota, Metazoa, Chordata, Mammalia, Rodentia, Muridae. Gene Ontology annotation, cellular component: clathrin-coated pit; plasma membrane; presynapse. The record is from RefSeq and is a predicted model, not a curated record. Gene Ontology annotation, molecular function: protein serine/threonine kinase activity; protein kinase activity; ATP binding.